UCAGUGAGAGUCAGAACGCUUGUGAAGCAGCAGCGUUUUAAAUUUUCAUUUCGAGACGGUAUUUUCAUAGUUUUUCCGGCUUUUCCAUGCAUUAUGUGUUCAAAACGUUGAAAAUAAACGUGUAAAUAAUUGAAGAUAUGCUUCGCAAAUAUCAUAAGGCGAGCCAAGUGUAUUGAAAAUUGGAAAAAUAAACACCAAGAUUGUGCUUAAAUGUGUCUAUAAAUGGUCGUUUAUUGUUGUAUGUGGAUGAAUCAAAUCAAGAAUUUCAUUAGAAAGAGAAUAAAUAAAGAAAAAAAUAAUUGCCCAUACAACGAUACAUGAAAAAUGUUUCCAAUCUGUGAACGUAAUUCGAUCGUUAUCAGUUGAAAAAUAAGGAGAAUAAAUAAAAGAUAAGGUGAUACAAAUUAAGUGAUUUGGCUUCAACAUUCCAUGUUUCUGAUUUAAUGAAUCUAUUUAUGUAUUUAUGAACGAAUUGGAAGAAACAGUAUACGCUAAGGAAUAUAAAUUAUUUGUUUGGUAAUAAGAAAAGAAGCGCAAGCAAAAGCUACUCAAAGUUGGAAUAUAUUUGUGUCAAGUCCAAAAGUAAAUUGAAAGUGAAAAAAAAGAGGAAUAAAAAGAAACAGGCGGAGAAUGAACAUUUACAUGAUGUCGCAUCAACAACAUUGUCGUCAUAUCUUCAACAAUCAAUCACCUUCCCAUCCUUUACGUCGUCAUCGCGUGAAAUAAUACCUCUGGUCGAUCAAACAGCGACCGAAACGACGUUAUCAUCGAUUUCUUUUGAGCAUCAAUAUCAGUCGUCUCAACGUCAAAAGCAUAAUGAGAAUGUUGAUGCUUCUGAAGGAAUAUCUUCAUAUCGAUUUGAAUUUUCCCAUUCCGUUUAUAAUGUUACGAUACCUGAGAAUAGUGUUCAGAAAACUUAUGCUAUUCAACCCUACACCGAUAAGUCUCGUAUGGGGAUAAAGUUAAUCGAUGAUGGAAUACAUCAAGUCGACAUAAAAUAUCAAAUUGUUGGCGGCGACAAGAACAAAGUUUUCAAAGCUGAGGAAAGAAUCGUUGGAGAUUUUGCAUUUCUAACAAUCAGAACUCGUACGAACAAUAUCAUUUUAAAUCGUGAGAAAGGUGAUAGUUAUCGACUUCGAGUGAGGGCGACAAUUUCACGGAAUAGAAUAGGAACAAAGAAAAGGAUUUUAGAUGAAGCAGAAACAAUUGUUGAUGUGAAAGUUCUCGAUAAAAAUGAUCUCUCUCCAUUAUUCUAUCCCACGAAAUAUUCCGUCACAGUAACUGACGACACCCCACUUCAUCAAAGCAUCGUACGGGUGACUGCCGAAGAUGCAGACAUAGGCAUAAACGGAGAAAUUUAUUAUAGUUUAUUGAAUGAGACUGAACAGUUUGCGGUGCAUCCUAGCAGUGGUGUGUUGACAUUGACACGAUCAUUGGAAUCAAAUGGCAACACAUAUUUUCAGCUAACAGUUUUAGCAACAGACAGAGCAUCGCUGCUAUUAAAUAAUGUAAAUAGUAAUAGUAAUUUUAAGACAAAUCAUCAUGCCGCGAGCAAAGCUUUUGUCGAAAUUUUCGUACAACAAACAAACCUUCAUUCACCUGAAAUUCAUUUGCAAGCAUUGAAUGAGAUUGUAGAAAAUUCCAAUGCGAAUAUUUACGGAAUUGUGCGGGUAACGGAUGGCGAUCAGGGGAUUCAUGGUGAAAUAAAGUCACUCGACAUCGUUGAUGGCGAUCCCGAUGGACAUUUCCGGAUCAAACCCUCGUCACGUCCCGGCGAAUAUGUCAUUGAAAUUCACAAACUUUUGGACCGUGAAGCAACCCCAAACGGUUACAAUCUCACAUUGAGGGCGGUCGACAAAGGUGUGCCGUCAAAAGAUAGCUAUAAAAGAAUUCCAGUACGCUUAAUCGAUUUUAAUGAUAACAAACCGAUUUUCAAUCGUGAAAUAUAUGAAAUAUCAGUGCCUGAAAUAGCCCCAAUAAAUACGCCAGUUAUCAGACUUAAAGUAUCUGAUCGAGAUGAUGGAAAGAAUGCACAAGUGUAUUUGCAAAUUGUUGGUGGAAAUGAGAAUGGAGAAUUUAAAAUAAACCCUGAAACUGGUAUGCUUUAUACAAAUGCAAUUUUAGAUGCUGAGACAAAGCAUUUCUAUACGUUAACUGUGUCAGCAAUCGAUCAAGGUAACACUGGUACUAGAAAGCAAUCAUCAGCCAAGGUGAAAAUAAAUAUCGAAGACCGAAAUGAUGAGAAUCCAGUGUUUGAAAAGGCAAACAUGACAAUAUGGGUCGAUGAAAAUGAGCCAGCGGGCAGUAUCGUGACAAAGGUGAAAGCGACUGAUGCUGAUUCAUCUGAAAAUGCUUAUGUUUCCUACAGUAUCGCCAAUUUAAACGAAGUGCCAUUUGACAUUGACCAUUUCUCGGGCUCUGUACGAACGUCAAAGCUUCUCGACUAUGAAACAAUGCGACGUGAAUACGUACUUCAUAUUAGAGCGUCCGAUUGGGGCCAACCUUAUCGAAGACAAACUGAGAUGAAAUUGUUUAUAAAAUUACGCAAUGUCAAUGAUCAUCGUCCGCAAUUCGAGCGUAUUGAUUGCUUAGGACAGAUUCCGCGACAUCUUCCUAUCGGUUCAGAACUGAUAACGUUAUCAGCAAUUGAUUUUGACGCCGGUGAUGUCAUAAGUUAUCGAAUCGUGUCGGGAAAUGAAGAUGGAUGUUUUAAUUUAGAUUCAGCGAGUGGUUUAAUAUCACUCGGAUGUGAUUUGCAAGAUCUUGGCGUUGAUAAAAGGGAAGUGAAUGUAACGGCAACAGACGGAACGCAUUUCGCUGACAAUACUAGAAUUCAAAUAAAUUUGAUAGCGAACAGUCGAAGAAAUGAAAACAAUGGAAACUUCGAAUGUAGAACAACGGAUGUUGGCAGAAAGUGGGCGGAAACACAAGCACUUGCUGAGAAAAACAACGCACCUGGUCGUGACUUGAGCGAGGAUUUCGCUCUUAUGCCAAGUCGUUAUGGUGAAAACAUUCAUACACCUGAGUUCGUCAACUUUCCAACCGAAAUUAAAGUCAACGAAACUGUGCCGUUGGGAACGACAAUUGGGUGGAUAAAGGCACGCGACCGAGACUUAGGCUAUAACGGGAAGUUAGUGUUUGGCAUUUCUGAUGGCGACAAUGAUUCAUUAUUUCGACUCGAUCUCGAAACGGGUGAAUUGAAAGUCAUCGGAUAUCUUGACCGAGAGAAAGAAGAUGAAUAUUUAUUAAAUGUGACAGUUUAUGAUCUUGGAUUUCCGAAUCAAAAAAGCAUUUCGAGGCUUCUUCCAAUUUCCGUUCUUGAUGAAAACGACUGCUACCCAAUAUUUGAGAAGUCAAUUGCGAGCCUACACGUUUCAGAAUCAGCACGUAAUGGAACGACAAUCUUUCGUUUCAAUGCAACAGAUCGAGACAAAGGUUUGAAUGGAAAAGUUCUCUACAGCUUAGUGACGGACACAAAAGACUUCUCAAUCGACCGCGAAACGGGUGUGCUUUCAAUUUCAGCUCCACUGGAUCGUGAAAAGCAAGACUUGUAUGAACUGCGAAUAAAAGCGACAGAUGGAGGCGAAAAAGCUUUAUCAGACCCCGAAUUUCGUUCGCUAUCUUCCGAAGCACUUCUACAAAUUAAAAUCGACGACUUUAAUGAUAACGCUCCACAAUUUCAUCUUGUAGAUUACAAUACUCGAAUAAGGGAAGAUGUUCCCAUCGGAACAGUUGUUGUCACAGUCACGGCAAAUGAUUUAGACAUCGGAAAUAACGGAGAGAUUUUGUAUUCGUUUGCUGAAGUGGGGAAAAACGACGAUGUGGGUUACUUUAAGAUCGAUAAACAAACAGGCACAAUUCGCACAGCAAAACAAUUAGAUUUUGAAGAGCGACAGAUUCACAGCGUUAUUAUAAACGCAAUCGAUAAAGGAAUACCAACACUAAGUUCAAGUGCGACCCUCAUUGUUGAGGUGAUUGAUGUCAAUGAGAAUCGCUUUCCACCCAUAUUUGAUGACUUUGUUAUGAUGGGAAUGGUGAAAGAAAAUCAAAAUCCUGGCGCUCAUGUUAUGAAGAUUGUUGCAAAAGAUUACGACACUCCUGGUCCCGAUUCGCGAAUUUCUUACACAACAAACGGAGGCGAUGGCUUAGGUUUAUUUGCAAUCGAUAACGAAGGAAAUAUUCGUAGCAUGGUUAAGUUUGACGCUGAAACGAAAUCACAUUAUUGGCUAACAGUUUGCGCUCAGGAUCAUGGAAUUGUUCCCUUACAUUCCUGCAUUGAGGUCUUCAUACAAAUCGAGAACGAGAACGAUAACGUACCUUUAACUGCACAACCAGUUUACUAUCCAUCAGUUCCGGAAAAUAGUCCGCCUGGCACAAAAAUCAUUCAAUUGGAGGCUACAGAUGAUGACAUAGAUAACGAACAGACACUCUCUUAUCGUCUUAUUUCAGGAAACCCUGAAGGAUUCUUCAACAUAAACACAACAACAGGCCUCAUAACAACAACAUCUCGUAGACUGGAUAGAGAAAAUCAGCACGAGCACAUUUUAGAGGUCAUGAUAAUGGAUGAUGGUGAACCAACGCAAUUGUCGUCAACGACACGAGUGGUUAUUAAAGUGCUUGAUGUUAAUGACAACGCACCUGAAUUUGAUCAGAAGUCGUAUAAUGUUGAAAUACCGUCAAAUGCAGUUCAUAAUCAAAAGCUCUUCCAGGACGAAAUUGAUCAAUUCGGGUCUGUGAAAGAGAAUUCGGAUUCUCACUUAGACACAUCAACGUGGGAAUUCUCAAACGCACAUGACAUAUCGCAUGGUCUUUUUAGGGUCUUAGCAUUCGAUAAAGACGAAGGAGACAAUGGAAAAGUGAAGUAUUCGAUUAAGUCGGGGAAAGGAAAGGCAAAAUUUCGGAUUCAUCCCGACAAUGGAAACGUGUACGUUGCAAAAAGUUUAGACCAAGAUGCUUAUGAUUUAACGAUUAAGGCUGAGGAUAAUGGAAAUCCUAAAAAGGUCAAAACAACAGCUGUACGGAUUGAAGUGGUACAAGUUAAUGAGAAUUCACUCAACCCACCGAAAAUUAUAUCAUCCGAUCAGACAGUUGAUGUGACUGAAAGCGAUCAGCCCGGCUAUUUAAUCACAGACUUUCAAGCUGAAGACGAAGAUGGUGAUCGAUUAUGGUAUGACAUAAUAAAUGGCGAUGACAAUAAUGAUUUUUAUAUCGGAGAAAGUGGCAACGUUUUACUUGCAAAGCGUCUUGAUUGUGAGAUUAAAAAGGAAUAUAAUCUCACAAUUGCGGUCACAGAUGGUACACAUAUCGUCAAGAGUCAUCUCUUUGUCUCUGUUAUAAAUAGUAACGACCAUCGACCGGAGUUUACAAAGCCAGAAUAUCGCGUUGAAAUAUCUGAAAAUACUGAAAAAGACGCUGAAAUUUUGCAAUUACAUGCAACUGAUGCUGAUGAUGACAAAAAGCUUUUUUACAGUCUUCAUACAGCUAAGAAUCCAUCGUCUCUUAACUUGUUCCGAGUUGAUUCAGUAAGCGGCGUCAUAAGCUUGAUACAAAAGUUGGAUCGAGAAUUAAUUGCCGAACAUUUGCUUGUUGUUAGUGUAAAAGACCAAGGAACACCGGCCAAGAGAAACUUUGCCAAAGUCAUUAUCAAAGUUCAUGAUUUUAAUAAUCAUAUUCCGGAAUUUACAUCGAAACUUAUUCAGGGUAAAGUUUAUGAAACGGCAUCAGUUGGAACGAGAGUUGUGCAAGUGUAUGCAAUAGAUCGUGAUGUCGGUGACAAUGCAAAAAUUACAUAUUCAAUUGUCAGUGGAAACAUUGGCAAUGCAUUUGAAAUUGAUGAGAGUAUGGGAAUUAUAAGCGUUGUUAAGGAAUUGGAUAUUCAAGCACUACCCGAGUAUAUGUUGCAAGUGAAAGCAUCAGACAAUGGAAAGUCUUCAUUAUCAUCACAAAUUCCCGUUCAUAUCAUGGUUCAAAUGGCUGAUAAUGCUCCGCCACGCUUCACUACCGAUAAGAAAGACCGUGCAGCUGAAAUUUAUGAGAAUUUACCCGUCGGGUCGUUUGUUAAACAUCUAGAAGUUCGUAGUACGUCAUCGGUAUUGUUUGAGAUUAUAAAUGGAAAUGAAAACGACGUUUUCUUUAUUAAUCCAUCGACCGGAAUCAUCACGACGAAAGAUGAAGUUGAUUACGAGCGCAAUAACUUCUUCAACUUAACAAUUCGUGCUACAAAUAUGGCGGGAAAGGAGACGACAUUUAAAGUUAGCGAUUUGGGAAAGCCAAGAUUAACAUCCUUAACGACUGCACGAGUUGAAAUUACGAUAAUUAAUGUGAAUGACUGUGCACCAAAGUUUAAGCAGAAGGAAUAUAACGUUACAUUGCUUUUACCAACAUAUGAAAACGUUGCCGUCAUUCGAGUAAAUGCAACUGAUGAAGAUAGGUUGGAUGAUUCAAUACUACGAUACGAUAUAAUUGAUGGCAACAGUGAUAAAAUUUUCAUCAUAAAUCCUACUGAUGGGACAAUCGUAACAACUCGCAAUGUUGAUAAAAUUAAAUCAUUUUACAAGCUUCAUGUUCGUGUGUCCGAUGGAAAAUUAUCUACGAUUGCAUAUGUUUAUGUCAAUGUCGUAAAAUCAGAAAAUUCCGGAUUGGUAUUUCAAAAGAAAAUCUAUGAAAGUUCAGUGUUUGAGAAUACAACAAAGAUUCAGACUGUUUGUAUUGUAAAUGUUUUAGGAACGGCGCUCAAUGAACAUGUUGAGUUUCGUAUUCUAAAUCCAACUGAGAUGUUUAAAAUCGGCAUCACAUCUGGCGUUAUAGAAACGACGCGCAAUCGUUUCGAUCGUGAAGAAAAGGACAAUUAUGAGUUGAUUGUCGAAGCAAAAUCACAAAUUGGCGAAAAUCAGCCACCUCGCAUAGCGCAUGUUGUUGUAAAAGUUUCAAUAUCCGACGAAAACGACAAUUGCCCAAUUUUCGUUAAUCUGCCGUACUACGCUGUUGUAUCGGUCGAUGAUCCUAAAGGAUCUGUUAUAAUAAAAGUUCAGGCAAUCGAUUUAGAUGCUAACGAGAAUGGCGAAGUUCGUUAUGAAAUGAAGAAGGGUCAUGGAGAACUUUUUAAAGUCGAUCGAAAGACUGGUGAAGUCAUCUUAAAGCAAACACUUGAAGGUCACAACAAGGAAUAUCAACUUUUGAUUUCAGCAUUUGAUGGUGGGAUUAUUCCAUGCUCCACAGAUGUUAUUGUCAACGUUAAGACACAAGACAAGAACAUGCCGACGUUUGCUAACUUAGGCAAAAAUUGGUACUCGGAUACUGUUCCCGAGAAUAUCGAGUUACAUUCACCACUGUCAGUACAGAUACAAGCGACAAGUCCCAUGAGUCGUAAACUGAUUUAUAGCAUUGUGAAAGGAAAUGAGCUGGAAGAAUUUGCCGUUGAUUUUAAUACAGGUGCGAUCUAUGUUGUUGAUGAAUUGGAUUUUGAGACAAAACAGAACUAUGAUUUAAUCAUUAGAGCAACAGAUAGCGUCUCUGGUAUUUAUGCUGAAGUUCCAUUAUCCGUUGCGGUCUCAGAUGUUAAUGAUUGUCCGCCGAUGCUUCCGCAAGAUAAUUACGACAUAACCGUGUCAGAAUCAGCUCCUUUUGGAUCUGUUGUAUUGAAGGUUACAGCUCAGGAUAAUGACGGUCCAGGUAUAAACUCAGAGAUAACAUACAGCAUACAAACGGAUAACAACAAAAAUUCUUCCGAGUUUUUCCAUAUUGAUGAAAAUGAAGGAACGGUGUAUUUGAAAAAGUCUUUGGAUCAUGAAACUCUUCAACAUCAUCAUUUCACAAUUCGGGCGUCUGACAAAGGGAGCCCUGUGCUAAGCUCAACCGCACAUGUUUCCGUUCAUGUCAGUGAUUCGAGCGACAAUCCACCAUUCUUCGAACAAUUAUCAUAUGAAUGUGUGCUGUCACAAGAAGCAACUCGUGGGCAGUUUGUAACAGUUUUAUCAGCCAACGAUCCUGACUAUAUUGACUCGACAAAACUUAUUUAUACAAUCGUUGAGGGAAAUGAACAACAAACUUAUCACAUGGAUCCAUUCAGUGGAAUCAUCACUUUAAUGAAUAUGCAAAACUUUGGAGAGACUCAUGUAGCGGUGCUAAAUGUCUCGGUAACAGACGGCGUCUACACAAGUUAUACUCGUGUCAAAAUAUCAAUUCUCCCUGCGAAUCUUCAUAAUCCUUAUUUCGAUCAACUGGUGUAUGAAGUGAAGGUUAAAGAGAAUCAAUUAGCUGGCAGAUUGGUGACGACUGUAGCCGCAAAAGAUAAAGAUUUUGGUAAAUAUGGAAAAGUCACAUACACGAUUGUUUCCGAUGAGAUGCGUGACAUAUUUGAUAUUGACACUGAUACUGGUGACAUUGUCACGAAAGUAAAAUUAGAUCGGGAGGAGAGAAAAAGCUAUGAAAUCCUCAUAAUGGCAACUGAUGAGGGCGGUCGUUCAGGAUUUACAACAAUUCGUGUUUAUGUAACAGAUGAAAACGAAUUUCCGCCUCAAUUCGUAAACACUGAAUACAAAACAGUCGUUCAUUCGAAUCUUACACGAAAUAUUGUGUUUAUGUGGAUAAAAGCCAUUGAUUUGGAUGAGAAUCAAAAUGCUGCCAUCAAAUACUCAAUCUAUGAUUCAGAGAACAAAGAUGAUCCGCAAUUUACCAUCAAUGGAGAAGGGGAAUUGAAGCUUGGGAAGACUUUGGACCGAGAGGCAAAAGAUUUAUAUUUCAUAAAUAUUCUUGCCGAAACAGAUUCUUCUCCGCCGCUAACCGCUGUCGCUGAAAUUGAGCUUCGCAUAUUAGAUGUCAACGACAAUCCACCAAAGUUUGAAAGCAAUUCAUACUCAUUAGCAGUUGCUGAAAACAUUGAAAAAGGAUCUUCCAUCUUCAAAGUUCAUGCUCAUGACUCCGGAAGAAAAACAAAAUAUCUAACAAAAUUUGUGUGUUUAUUCUUUGAUGGGCUUCUCUUUACAGACAGCGGAUCCAAUGGGAACAUCAGAUAUUCGUUAGAUAAAAAUGCUGGUGAUGUCUUAAACAUUUUCGACAUUGACUCAUAUACAGGAUGGUUGACGACGCUUGUGACGCUAGAUAAAGAGAAUCAAGAUGAAUAUAAAUUUAAUGUCAUAGCAUCUGACAAUGGUCCCGAUAUUAAGCACUCGACAAAAGCAUCGGUCACAAUAAAACUCGUCGGAUAUAAUGACAAUCCCAUGAAGUUUAAGAAACGAAAAUAUGAAGCAAGCAUCAACGAAAAUUCUUUACCCGGAACUGUUCUUUUACAACUUGAGAUUAACGAUAAGGAUGGCGAUGUUGAAACAAGCGUAGAUUUUUAUAUCAUUUCCGGUGAUUUAUUCUCGCAAUUUGAAAUAAGGGAAAGUGGAGAAUUAUAUGUGGCAAAGCAAUUGGACCGAGAAUCCAUCGAUCGUUAUCUGUUGACCAUUUUAGUGACAGAUGGAAAAUUCAUUGACACAACAAAUGUGACAGUAAUCGUUCAAGACUCGAAUGACAAUCCCAUGAUUUGCCUCAAAUAUCGUUAUCGAGAGACGUUAAGUGAAAGUGUUGAGGUCAACUAUCAAGUACUAACAAUUCAAUAUAGUGAUGCCGACGAACCUGAAAACACUCAUCUUCGUUUUUAUCUUACGGGAAAUGGUUCAGAAGACUUCCACCUCGAUGAACAUUCUGGUGUUCUUCGUACUGCUCGACAUUUGGAUCGUGAAAGUCAAUCGAAAUACAAAUUGACAGCAUUUGUACAAGACAGAGAUCACUUUGGAUGGGAAUGUUCAAGUAUCAUCGAGAUAUCACUGACAGAUGUGAAUGAUGAGAAGCCAAUAUUCACGAUGGAUUCUUACAACGUUUUCAUACCGGAAAAUGCUGAUGUUGGUAGUUUGGUAACGAAAGUCUUAGCGACGGACAACGACAAAGGAAUCAAUCGAAAGAUUCGAUAUUCAUUCAUUGAUUCCUACAAGGACCACUUCAAAAUCGAUUUCGAGAGUGGAAUUGUGACGUUAAACAAGCCUUUGGAUCGUGAACAAAAAGCUUUAUAUAAUCUCACACUUAAAGCAUCAGAUCAAGGCGAACCAAGUCUCUCAUCGAUAACGUCACUCAUUGUUAAUGUUCAGGAUAUUAAUGAUUCACCGCCUGUCUUCACAUUAAAUCAUUAUGCAGCAAAAGUCUCGGAAUCAGAGUCGAUUGGAACAUCAAUUAUUAAAUUAUUGGCAACAUCAAAUGAUAUUGGCAUAAAUGCUGAAAUUUCUUAUGCAAUUAUUGGUGGAAAUGAUCAUAAAAAAUUCACAAUUGAUAAAGAAAGUGGUUUAGUGUCAUUGGCUGACUUGGUUGAUUAUGAAAGAUCGAAAGAUUAUUUCUUAACUGUUCAAGCCACUGACGGUGGUACGCCACCACUCUCAUCAUUGUCAACAUUGAACAUUUCAAUCGUUGACUUCAAUGACAAUCCACCAACAUUCUCUCAAGGUUCAUAUCAAGCAAGAAUCAGAGAAGAUGCAGAAAUCGGCGAUAAAAUUCUUCAAGUACGUGCCAAUGAUUUAGAUUCCGAUGAGAAUGGAAAGGUUCGUUAUUCAAUUGAAAAGGGUGACCGUAUGAAUCAGUUCAAUAUUGAAGCCGAUACAGGCUACAUUUCGGUCGCAAAUGAGUUGGAUCGUGAAACGAUGUCGAAUUAUGUGCUUGAAGUUGUCGCUCGUGACAGUGGAUUUCCCGAACUUUCGUCGUAUGUCCUGGUGAAUCUCGAAAUUUCCGAUGCAAAUGAUAAUUAUCCAACAUUCUCUGAACAUAACUACACAGCUGUUGUUCAAGAAAAUAAAGGUAUUGGACAUCCAUUGAUAAAAUUCGAAGUCAUUGACAAUGAUGCUUCACCAAAUGCUGAACCAUUCACAUUCGAAUUUAUUAGUGGCAAUGAAAACGGAGCAUUUCGUAUCGAUGAACAAGAUGGCAUUCUCAAGACAGCAACAAAGUUUAAUCAUAAGAUUAAAGAUGUUUAUCGAUUGAAAAUACGUGUCUUUGACAAUGGUUCACCUGUUCUAUACAGUGACACUGAAGUGACAGUUAAAAUCAUUGAAGAAAGUCAAUAUCCACCUUACAUAACGCCACUUGAAAUUCAUAUCAAUUCAUUUAAUGAUGAAUAUCCUGGUGGUCAAAUAGGAAAAAUGUUCGCGACUGACCAAGACUCUUACGACACUCUCACAUUUGAUUUGGCGCCAGUUAAUGGAGUUUCUUACAAGCCCACCGCUUUGUUUAAUAUCUCAAGGGAAGAUGGAUUGCUUUAUGCGUAUCCACGACUCGAUGCCGGCGAAUAUCGUAUCAACGUUACUGUCUCUGAUAAUAAAUUUGUAUCAUCAACCAUAAUUAAAGUGUCAGUUGAGAUCGUGACCGAAGCGAUGCUACAAAAUGCUAUUUCAAUUAGGGCGCGAAACAUUAGUCCCGAAGAGUUCAUUUUAAGUAAACGUAAGACAUUUACUCGUGCUUUGAAAGACGUCAUUCAUUGUCGUCUUAAAGAUAUCAUUCUAAUAAGCGUACAAAAAGAAACAUCAUCUUCCGAAUUCAACAGUAACAACAACAAUGAGGGUCACAAAAGUAAACGACAAGCAGUAAAGAAUCUUGAUAUUCUUUUUGCUGUUAGAAAAUCAAGUUCAUCAUCAAUGUCAAGCUUUUAUCCGCCCAAUGACAUUAGAAAGAUAAUUGAAGAGAAUUUAGAGGAAAUAGAAGACAUGGCACAUUUAAAGAUUAUAGAAAUCAUAAAGCCAAAAUGCUUACAACAUCAUUGUAUACACGGUGAAUGUGAGGAUAAAGUGAAUGUUAAUGGCAAACUUUCCCAUCCCAUCGCAACAGAAAUGUUUAGUUUCGCUUCAGCGUAUCAUGAACAUAAAGCCGAGUGUAAUUGUAAGACUGGCUUUGGUGGUGACUAUUGUCAAUUUGUUGUUAAUGAGUGCGCUAAAGAACCUUGUAAGUUACCGAAAAAAUGUGUUCCGGAUAAGACUGAACGAGGCUAUCAUUGUGCAUGCGAUGAUGGUUACUUUGGUGUGAAUUGUGAUAAAGAGACGAGCAAAUGUAAUGAAGAAAAUUGUUAUAAUCCAAGAAAUCCCGUCACCUUCAGUGGGAAAAGCUACGCUCAUUACAAAAUCGAUAAGAAUCUCUCGAGGAAAACCCUUGAAGAACAAAUUCAACUACAAAUGAGAAUCCGGACGGUACAGUUGACCGGAAAUUUGAUGUACGCUUCGGGUAAGAUUGACUACAUGAUUCUCGAAAUACAAAAUGGUGUUGUACAAUUUCGCUUUGACUUGGGAUCGGGAGAAGGUUUGGUUAGUGUUGCAAGUAUCUUUGUAUCUGAUGGUUUGUGGCAUGAGAUACGUUUGGAACGUGAAGGUAACAGUGCAAGAUUAAUAAUUGAUGGAAAACAUACACGAAAGGGCGUCAGUCCGGGAGUGAAUGGAAUAUUGAACAUACAAUCUCAUGAUUUAUAUUUCGGAGCUGAAGUUCGAGCUCAUCCCACAGUGAUUGGUAUCGAGGAUAUUCAACGCGGUUUCAUCGGUUGUUUGGAUGAUUUAAAACUCUCAAGAGCCACAUUGCCACUUCAAAUGAAUGCAGCUGCAAGCAGUUCUGUUGCUGUUUUGAAAAGAUUUGCAAAUGUUGACUUUAAUUGUGAAGCUGCAAAUGCUUUAAUUCCAUUAGGAAUUUGUAAAGCACAAAAUCUUUGCUUCAAUGGUGGCACUUGUAAGGAAUCAAAUAAUGGAAACGAAUACGAAUGUUUAUGUCACGAUAGAUUUGCUGGUGCAAACUGUCAAGAAGAUCGAGACCCAUGUUCGUCAAGUCCAUGCUUGUUUGGUGGGAAAUGUCGCUACGAAGGUUCCAACGGUAACUACACAUGUGAAUGUCCAGCAAGAAUGUCGGGACGACGAUGUGAUUUUGGUAGAUUUUGUUUACCUAAUCCAUGUCGUAAUUCAGGCGUUUGCGAAGAAGGGGACGAUGGGCCGAUUUGUAUGUGUCGCGGUUACACAGGCAAAACCUGCGAGAUCGACGUUGAUGAAUGCGCUAACAAUCCAUGCUUAAAUGGGGCAACAUGCGUUAAUGAAGCUGGAAGCUUUCGAUGCAUAUGCCCGCCUGACCUUAAGAGCUGUGGCGAUCCAUUAUAUUCCAACUCUAUUAUCUCAAACCUCAUAAAUAAUACAAGCUUUUGGCAAAAAAUCAUCAUCAUUGUGGGUAUCGUGGGAUUGAUGCUUCUACUGAUAUGCUUGUGCUUAUGUUGCUGCUGUAAAUCAAGAAGAAAAUCUCGUGAUGAAAGAAGCGUCAAAAAUAACGUCGCUUCGCCAAUCAAUUCGGACUAUAAGCUUGUAUCAAAAAUGAGUAAUUUAGAAGUCGUUCAACAACAGCAACAACAACAACAGCAGCAUCAACAACAACAACAACAACUUAUUCAAAGACCAGCUUCAUAUGCUGCCACAUCAGAUCAUCAUACAGCGCCAUAUAAUCAAAUAUUGCAAUACAACAAUCUUGACACCUUAAGGAAUUACGGUUCAGCGGGAGAUGAAUUGGAGAAUUUACCCCCUGAGUACAGGAAAUUAAAUCGUAAUCCAAUGAACCAGCAAAUGGUGUACAUUAACAAUACGACGGGCAAUUCCAGUGAUACAGACACAUCAUCGCACAAACAAAACAAAUGGGAUCAGAUUCAUCUACAAACGUUUAGCGAUAAGACGAAAAUAAAUAAUGAUAAGAGAUUAAGUCCCCAUCAUCACGCUACCAAUCAGUUUAAGCAGGGAGUCUUACCAGGUCGUUUAUUACCAUCACCGGCAGCAACAUAUGCUGGUACAACCGAGUCGGGUGCUUACGAUUGGGACAUUUCAGAUUGGAAGCCACGAUCUCUUAAUGUACUUUCAAAUAUCACCGAAGUACCAGGAAGUGAAGUGAUUGAUUCAUCGAGCUUUCAUAGCAAUGAAAGUAAUGAAUCGAAUGGCAACAAAAAUCAUCAACAACCGCCAAAUGUAAUGAUGGAAAGUAUUGGCACAAUCAUGGAUCCGUCACGUGAUAUUGAGACAUUAAAUGAAAAUAUUGAACUUGACUUUCCCGAUGACUCUGAAUGUGACCGAAGUGAACAACCCUUAUCGAUAAACUUUGACCCUUCACUGACCUAUUUGAAUCCUUUAGACAGCGGCAGUGAUGUUGACUACAGAUUCAAUACAGCUGAAACGUAUGUGAGACAUCCAAACAGUUACCUGCCAAAGUAUAACAUUCAAAGUGAAACAGACGGUGAAAGCAUCCCAUUGACUCAAUCAAAUGAAAUAAUUGCGAACAAAAGGAUGCUGAAAAGUGGCAUUGACAUCGGACCACAUCAAAUAAUUCAAUCAGAUGAAGAGGACGAUGAAGUUCCAUCUUAUGGCUUUCCUAGUCAGAAAAAGCGACGAAAUCGUGUACAGCAAAGUGAUUUAGAAUUAGAACUAAGCAAAGGUGGUGAAGGCAGCUCAUUGCUAGCACACAACAGUUUACAUCGUAUGCACACCGAUCAAUCACAAAGUGACUUAUCAGUGAAACUCUGUGAGAUUGAUGACAGCGAAACUGAUGAGUUAAACAGCAGUAAUAACUAUCUAAAAUCGAUAAAUACAAACAAGAAUAAUUGGACCAAAACAAACACCCACACAGACGUUUAAAACGUCCCAAUAAUCAUUGACGAUUCAUUAAAUUUUCACAUAAAUAUUUAACAAUUAAAACGGUAAUUAUCUAUGAGCUAGGACCACUUCAUCCACGUCACAUUUAGAUUUUAAUUGGGAAAGCAGAAAUUGCUUUCCUUUCGUGAAUCUUCACAUAUACACAAAACACUCCUUCAUGUUAAGCAGUAGAGUCGAAUAAAUGAAUGUUCUUUUGCUAAACAAAACUCAGUUAUGUAAUAAUAUUUAAAAAACGAACGAAAAAUGAUAUUUAUUUUCCUCCUUCAUAUCCAUGUCUGUUUGAAAUGAAGGAGGAGAAGUCAAAUCUAAAGUCAUAUCGCAAAACGAAAAACUAGAGCAUAUCUUGAAUUCACUUUUAUUUUUUCUUCAUCUUUGUUAGCUGUUGGGCAAGAUAAGCGAGAGAAAUAUAAAAAGGAUUCGGUAUAAGGAACAUUCUGUAAACAAACAUUGAAAGCAGAAGAGAAUUUAACAAAUUUUACUUUAUUUGAACCUUUUCUAACAUUCUCUAUUUCAAAUCAACUCGAAAUGACAUCUAUUUAUAAUGAAAAUUUUGCAUACUGAUUCGUGAUGUAUUAGUUGAAGUAAAAGCGGCAGGAAAUCGCACAGGAUUUUGCCAUUUAGUCAUAUGAUCGUUGUUUUAGUGUUUCGAUAUAUGAAAACAAUAAAUUUCACGAAUUUUCAUUCUUCUCUCUGUUUUUUCCCUGAUGCAGUACAAUAAAAUCCAGACGAUUCCUGUCGCGCGAUUCUCCAAUUGAUUUCUUUUUUUGCUAAACAACUAUGAAAGCUUUUUUUAUCCUAACAUGAAACAUGAAAGCAUGAAUCAUUUUAAUUCAAUUUAUCUUCAAUUUCAUUCUAUCUUCGAGCUGAAAAUGUUAGAAGUUUGAAAGAAGAAGAAAAAAAAUUUAAUUUAAUUAAUUAACUGCAAAAAAAAAUAAGGAGGAGAAAAUGUCCAUAAAUUUAAGUGAACAAGGUGCUGCUGAAUUCGCAUUUGAAGAAGAUAAAUAAUUUCUAGAUAUUAAUUUUCAUCUUUAGUCACUAACUACCUACUUACAUAUACACUACUGUUGAGUUGAUAAAAAAUAAAGAGAAACCUGAUUGCAUCAUUCCGAGAGCAGCUGUUAAUAUUUAAUUUUAUCAUCUUGUUAACAAAUUCAACUCACAAGCAAAUAACUAUAAACAAUUUAGAUUCAAAUGUUAUGUUACAUUAAUGGCGUUUGAAAUUGAAAUGCACAUGUUCAAACCAUUAUGAUGGGAUUGAAAGUAAGGAAAGCUUUUAAAAGCUUCUCGGAAGCUUAAGUAUUAUAAAUUUUUAAUCAAAAUUUGGAAUUUUGUACAAAUGAAAUUUUAACAUAGUUCGUGACAUAACAUUUGAAUUCUUCCUUUCAAACUCCUGAAAAACUUAAAGAAACAAAAACUUGUUCAAGACAAAAGAAAGCGAUACAAUUGACAAAUGUGCAACGGCUUCACGCUUUAUUGCAUUCAUCAUUGUCAUCUAUCUUCUUACAUUCGCUUUCUUACAAUGUGAAAUGAGGUCGUUUUCAUCCAAUUUCCUUCAAUUUAUUCUUCAAAUGUUUCACUUUGUCUCCAAACUAAAUUUAUUUCCUUUUUUAAGUAAACAAAAAGCAAGCAAGAGAAAUUUUUGCGAAAAGUGCCUGAAACAAUUUGAAUGUAAUAUAUCUAUUAUAAUUUUAUAUACUUCAUAUAUUUGAACUUCUUCCUUCUCUGUCGAAGAAAAGAAAUCUAAGCUUACAAUUAUGAUGAACUCUUUAAUAAGGAAAAAUGUGACAGCAAUGAAGACGCGAUGAAGCUUCAAACUUUUCUUUUUUAUGUUCCGAUGUUUGUUUUCCUUAGCGAAUUUGAUAUUUUCCACACUUUCUUAUCGCACGUUUCAUAAUCUCACCUCCACCUCACGACCCCCUAGCGAAUGUUACCUACUUUAAUUUCUUACUUAUCAUCAUGAAAGAUAUUUUUUUAAUUCGCAUCUAUGGAAGUAAUGGGAGGAAAAAAAAUAAAUAUUACGAUGGUUACAAAGGGAAAUGAAAGUCUAAGACCGCGAGAGAUCUACGAUGAGAAUUAAAUUUCUUGGUGCAAAUGAAAAAGAAAAGAAGAAAAUCGGAAUGAAAAAGAAUGAAAAAAGGAAGUAAAAGUUUUAAAAUUAUGUUGCAACUUUUGCCAGCAACUUUGAAGGUAACAUAGACGAAGCAUCUUGCACGAACUCAGCGAAUAAAAUUCAAAAAGAUUUUAAAUUCAAAUUCAUCAUGAAGGGAACGAAGUAGAGAUGAGAAUUUUCAUUUUUCCUUAUUUCAUUUACGUCGCAAAAUACAUAAAACCGAACAUCUCAUACCUUGCUUCGUCUUUUAGUUUUCCUCAACUCAUUUCCCAGUUGUAUCCAGUUUUUAGUCCAAAAACUAUUAAUCAAAAGCAAGGAAAACUUUUUGUGGAAUUAUUAUUAUUAUUAAUAUUAACGCGAUAUAAGUUUUUCUUCAUCUCUCAUUUAUAAUAUUUCCUUUUUACGCUUAGAGCCACCACGGUUAGAUUUUAAUUGCAACAAGAAUAAUUUAUUCUAAAUCAAAUGUGAAAAGAAAUAAAGAGUUAUAAAUAAUGAACACUUUAAGUAGAUGAGAGUAAAGUUGUGUAGAAAAUGUUAAUAUAAAUAUAUUAUCAAAGAAAUAAGUUAAUUAGUAAGUCAAAAAACAUUUGUGAAACUUUAAAUAAUGAAAAGCAUUUAACAUUAUAAGCCACACAUGUGAACUGUAAAAUAUUAUGUUUUAAAAAGCAUCAACAAAUUCUGUAUUGUAGUAGAUAUAAAACUUCAUAACUUCUUCUUUUUUUCUGUUUUUUAAACAUUAAUAAAAAUGAGAAAAAUCAUUCAA
Messenger RNA from Clunio marinus, 17548 nucleotides. Lineage: Eukaryota; Metazoa; Arthropoda; Insecta; Diptera; Chironomidae. The record is from the annotation of a GenBank genome assembly.